CGCAGUUUUCUGCUCUGUACUAUAAUACUCAUGAUAUAGUCACAAUUGUACAAUCGACUCUGAUUUUAGCAUACACUUCUUAAGAAAGUGGAAAGGGUUGUGUCAUUUGUAUUUAAUUUUAACUCGAAACGUGACAGUGUCCAUCCGACUCUCAGUAUAAUGUAGUUUAUGUUUGGGUCAUCAUUUGUAGUAGACAUAGUUGUUUUCAAAUCUAAAUAAAUCGUAGGCUUCAGUCCUCCGGAAGAAAAAUCGUUGAGUUGUGGAUUCAUCUCAUCAAUUCAUCAAAGUAUGCCAUUGCGUGCCAUGAGAUUUACAGCCCAUUUCAUAGUUCUCCUGUUUGUUACAAAUAGUAAACAAUCUGUGAUCGUAUAUAUAUUAUUUACAUUUUGUAUCCACUUUGACAAGCAUGGAGCAUAAUAUUAGCAGUUUUGAAUAUAAUGUGUACCUGUCACGCAAAAAAGAAAUUAAGGUAAAAACAAAUCAUUCAGAGUCACAUGUUAUCCUAUAUUAUGUCUUCUCAGAUGCAGUGAGGGAUCCACUGAUGAGAGCGAACACUGAAGACUCGUGGAUACCUGACAAAUAUCAUAGACGGUUACAUCAAGGGCCAGUUAAAGACACCCCGCUCCAUAAGGCCGUCAUUGAUGGGAACCUCGAUACCGUGAAACAGGUCAUGAGUGAGUAUGAAAUAGACGUCAACACCCGAGGUUUGUAUGGACUGACACCAUUGAUGUUGGCUGCAGUGAGAGGGCAGAAUGACGUCUUUGAACAUCUUCACAAGGAAGGAGCUGAUAUGACACUAACGGAUGGGGAUGGUGACCACAUUCUUAGCACUGCCUGUGUCGGGGGAAAUAUUGACAUUGUAAAAUAUGUGGUCUCAAAACAACCUGAACUUAUCAACAGAAAGCGAAACGACGGAAGAACUUCCUUGAUGUGGGCAGCAUGGCAUGGGCGGGAAAAUAUAUUUGGUUAUCUGCUGGGUAAUGGAGCUGACCAUAUAUCAAUGGAUAAUGAUAGGGACAACAUCCUUCAUUAUGCCUGUAAUGGAGGACACCCAGGAAUCGUAGAGAAGAUCCUCGCCGAGGCCGAGAUUGACAUCCACAGUAUUGACAUAUAUGGACGUACAGCAGUGAUGGAGGCAGCAGAUCAAGGACAUAAACAGGUGUUUGACAUACUUGUCGGGAAAGGAAGUAGCAUAUCACACGUAGAUAAGGAUGGCAACAAUGUGCUCCAUGCGGCGUGUCGUGGAGGACAUAAAGAGAUGGUGGAGUAUAUCCUCUCACAGAGAGGUUUUAACAUCAACCGUCGGGGGAAGGAUGGGGCAACACCUCUGAUGAUCGCAGCACGUGGUGGACACAGAGGCGUGUGUGACCUGCUUGUGGGAAAGGGAGCUGAUACAUCACUACUUGAUAACAUGGAGAACAACAUCCUACACAUGGCUAGCAUGGAAGGGCAUGAAAGUAUGGUGAAGCAUAUCCUGUCACAGAAUUUUGUGGACAUCAACAGUCGAGGGCAACGUGGAAGAACGCCACUGUUAUGGGCAGCGUUGCGGAACCAAAAUGAAGUGAUUCGGUUACUUGUGAGUCAAGGCGCUGAUCUAUUACAAGUGGACGAUGGGGGAAACAACGUGCUUCACAUUGCCUGCAAAACAGGAAAUGGGAAAAUUGCGCAGUAUGUUCUGUUAAAGAAUGAGCUUGACAUCAAUGCAGGAAAUCAUUGUGGCGAAACAGCCUCCAUGAUUGCGAAACGUACAUAUCAAAUGGAACUGUAUGAACUGCUCAUGUCACAAUGAGGUCAAGGACUUGGAAAUCCUCACUACCAACACUGACGCGUAUAUCCUGAGCGUGAAGCGAGUUUAAGGCAAAUGUGGCAAUGUGUACGAAUAUAUUUAUCAGGGCCAAAUUAUAUUGAACGAAUUCAAUGCGUGCUAGUUGCUGAGGAACCAUUGCGGAGGUUUGUCUACACAAUCUCUAUGUGUCUGUAAAGUAAAUUACAAAGUCAGGAGGCAAGUUAUAGUUUCCUUGUUCCAUAGCAAAUGUUGGGGUAAAGGUUAUGCUGGUAGGUUAGGUGACCUUUCUGUCCAGGCAAUGAUAUGGUCGGGCAAGUAUGGCAACCUACAUAACGUGACUGCGAAGGUAUCGUCCCAUUUAUCAGACGUGCCAUUUGUCAGACAGGUAAAAACAACAAACUAUCUGGUUGAUUGCACAGCUAAUCCCCUGCCUGUUACCUCUUAAUGAAAUAGGAAUGGCCCAUAAAACAAAUAAAAGAAAUCAGAAAUGUUAGAAAUCAGGGAAGACUUUUUAAUAAUAAUGACAAUAACAA
This is a messenger RNA of Haliotis rubra (blacklip abalone), 2319 nucleotides long. Its product is annotated as ankyrin repeat domain-containing protein 50-like. Lineage: Eukaryota; Metazoa; Mollusca; Gastropoda; Lepetellida; Haliotidae. The record is from RefSeq and is a predicted model, not a curated record. Bases 407 to 1789 code for a protein of 460 amino acids. The transcript is spliced from 3 exons. Gene Ontology annotation, molecular function: protein binding.